AUGCAGCGCGCGAUGUCUGCCCGGACUUCGGUCCUGUCCGCCGCUUCCAAGCGUGCCCCUUUCACCCGCUCUACCCUGAACCUCCAGCAGCAGCGCUUUGCCCACAAGCUCAAGUUCGGUGUUGAAGCUCGUGCCAGCAUCCUCAAGGGUGUCGACACCCUUGCCAAGGCUGUUACCUCGACCCUGGGUCCCAAAGGCCGCAACGUCCUGAUCGAGUCUCCCUACGGCUCUCCCAAGAUCACCAAGGACGGUGUCACUGUCGCCAAGGCUAUCCAGCUCCAGGACAAGUUUGAGAACCUCGGUGCCCGCCUCCUCCAGGAUGUCUCCUCCAAGACCAACGAGCUCGCUGGUGAUGGUACCACCACCGCUACCGUCCUCGGCCGUGCCAUCUUCUCUGAGACCGUGAAGAACGUUGCUGCUGGCUGCAACCCCAUGGAUCUGCGCCGUGGUAUCCAGGCUGCCGUUGACGCCGUUGUCGACUAUCUCCAGGCCAACAAGCGCGACAUCACCACUGGUGAGGAGAUCGCCCAGGUCGCCACCAUCUCUGCCAACGGCGACACCCACGUCGGUAAGCUCAUCUCCAACGCCAUGGAGCGCGUUGGCAAGGAGGGUGUCAUCACUGUCAAGGAGGGUAAGACCCUGGAAGACGAGCUCGAGGUCACCGAGGGUAUGCGCUUCGACCGUGGCUACACCUCCCCCUACUUCAUCACCGACCCCAAGUCCCAGAAGGUCGAGUUCGAGAAGCCCUUGAUUCUGCUGUCCGAGAAGAAGAUCUCCGCUGUCCAGGACAUCAUCCCCGCCCUGGAGGCCUCCACCACUCUCCGCCGCCCCCUGGUCAUCAUCGCCGAGGACAUUGAGGGUGAGGCUCUUGCCGUCUGCAUCCUGAACAAGCUCCGUGGUCAGCUCCAGGUCGCCGCCGUCAAGGCCCCCGGCUUCGGUGAUAACCGCAAGAGCAUCCUGGGUGAUCUCGCUGUUCUCACCAACGGUACCGUCUUCACCGAUGAGCUCGACAUCAAGCUCGAGAAGCUGACCUCCGACAUGCUCGGCUCCACCGGUUCCAUCACCAUCACCAAGGAGGACACCAUUAUCCUGAACGGCGAGGGCAGCAAGGACAACAUUGCCCAGCGCUGCGAGCAGAUCCGUGGCGUCAUGGCUGAUCCCACUACCUCCGAGUACGAGAAGGAGAAGCUCCAGGAGCGUCUCGCCAAGCUGUCUGGCGGUGUUGCCGUCAUCAAGGUCGGCGGUGCCUCUGAGGUUGAGGUCGGUGAGAAGAAGGACCGUGUUGUCGAUGCUCUCAACGCCACCCGCGCUGCUGUUGAGCAGGGUAUCCUCCCCGGUGGUGGUACCGCUCUCCUCAAGGCCGCCGCCAAUGGCCUUGAGGGUGUCAAGCCCGCCAACUUCGACCAGCAGCUGGGUGUCAGCAUCAUCAAGAGUGCCAUCACCCGCCCUGCUCGCACCAUCGUCGAGAACGCCGGUCUGGAGGGCAGCGUCAUUGUCGGCAAGCUGACUGAUGAGUUCGCCAAGGACUUCAACCGUGGCUUCGACUCCUCCAAGGGCGAGUACGUCGACAUGAUCGCCGCCGGUAUCGUCGACCCUCUGAAGGUUGUCCGCACCGCCCUGGUUGAUGCCAGCGGUGUUGCUUCCCUGCUCGGCACCACCGAGGUUGCCAUCGUCGAGGCCCCUGAGGAGAAGGGCCCCGCUGCCCCCGCUGGCGGCAUGGGCGGCAUGGGUGGUAUGGGUGGCAUGGGCGGCGGCAUGUUCUAA
Molecule: messenger RNA, 1764 nt
Organism: Penicillium macrosclerotiorum
Lineage: Eukaryota; Fungi; Ascomycota; Eurotiomycetes; Eurotiales; Aspergillaceae
Gene: hsp60
Product: chaperone ATPase HSP60
Exons: 3
Coding region: 1-1764 (587 amino acids)
Biological process (GO): mitochondrial unfolded protein response; apoptotic mitochondrial changes; protein refolding
Cellular component (GO): mitochondrial matrix; mitochondrial inner membrane
Molecular function (GO): ATP binding; protein-folding chaperone binding; ATP-dependent protein folding chaperone
Source: RefSeq, a predicted model, not a curated record